GAUACCGAUUUUUGAGGGCCGUUUAACAGCCAUCGCGGAUCAAUAAAUUCAAGGCACUAGCCAGUAGCCACUACGUAGUUAGCUGGCUGGAUCGGCUGUUCGUUUCAUUGACUCUUCGACAGUCUUUUCGUUUUUGGUGAACAUUGUGAACGCGCGUAAAGGAAUAACGAUGCUAAUCCAAUGUUCGCUCAUUGUCCAAGACCUAACUUGUGCUCGGCCGAACACUCGGUCGCUCAGGUCGUGUGUGAUGACCAAAAAACWAAACGACGAAUACUAUGUGUGUGUGAAGAACUCGAUGUUUCCGAACGUCAGAAACUACAAGCUCACCAUGUUGCAAAACAUAUACCACAAWUUCAUCAAACAAGGGAAGUUGGGAUUGGAGUUCAGCGAGCCCAGRCAAGCAUUAUUGAUAGUAUGCGAAGACAAAAGAUUGCUUUACGUUUUCUUCCGUCAACUUAAGAACAUUAUUGACGGAAAAAACGUAUUAAUCGGCACACAUCAAAUGCCUAAGACAGUACCUGCUAAAAGUGACCUUAUAAAUCGUUUUGAUCCAAUGUCUCUSCAGUUUGUUGCUGUAAAUCGUUUUGACAACCGUGUAUUGAAUAUGAGACAUUUGAAUAAACUUGUGUUGGAAAACUGCGAUUUACAUACACUUCCUAUACAGAUUGGCCAUUUACCGAUUAAAUAUCUUAGCAUUUCAGGUAGUAAACUACCUACAUCAAAAAAUGAACUAGAUAUCUUCUGGAAUUGGACAUCUAUAAUCACAAUUUGCCAUACAUUAACAACCUUAAAAAUGGAUUCCAUUGGUUUGAAAAAGUUGCCGUUUGAAAUAUUCUUCCUAAAAAAUCUACAAACUUUGUCUGCAUCCAACAAUAAUCUGUCAUAUUUACCUCAGUUCAUCGGCGAUCUYAAGAAACUUGAAAGCUUAUUUGUUGCUGACAACUCAUUAGUAUACUUUCCUCAUAUUUUAUCUUGCAGAACCUUCAAAGAAGUCGACAUAUCAAAUAAUUUAUUUCAGUUACCGAGAUCUCUACAGUUUGAUCACAUAAUUAAAUAUUUAAAAGUAUUUGAAACUGAAGUGAAAAGAGAUAUAGUAUUAGAUAUAAAACCAUUAAAUCACUUGGCAUUUUACAAUAUGCUGGAUAAUUGGAUACCAUUUAAGAGACAAGAUAUACCUCGUACACUGUGGAUAUAUUUUGAUGUAGUUGGUCGUUGUAUGUUGUGUAAUAAGUGGAUACUACCUGAGUAUUCUCGAAUAAGUCAUACGUAUGCUUUACCUACAGCAAUAAGUACAAUUAAAGAUCACACAAUCAACGGUAUACCAUGGCAAUCAUUGAUAUGUUGUUAUAGAUAUGAUUGUAAGAGACGAGUUUAGUAUAAGCCAUAUUUAUGUAUAUUUAUUGAUAUGAAACUUAAUUAAGUAUAAAAAAUAUUCUAAUUAAAAAGUGUAUUUAUAAAAAUUGACAUUAUCUUUUAUCACUGUAUCAAUGUUUAAUACUAAACUAAUAAUACAAAUAAACAAAUAAAACAAAUAAUAAUA
Messenger RNA from Diuraphis noxia (Russian wheat aphid), 1540 nucleotides. RefSeq lists its product as uncharacterized. Lineage: Eukaryota; Metazoa; Arthropoda; Insecta; Hemiptera; Aphididae. Gene Ontology annotation, cellular component: cytoplasm. The record is from RefSeq and is a predicted model, not a curated record.